Entrophospora candida is the source of this 681-nucleotide messenger RNA. The record is from the annotation of a GenBank genome assembly. Lineage: Eukaryota; Fungi; Glomeromycota; Glomeromycetes; Entrophosporales; Entrophosporaceae.
UUGAUGAUCUAAAGGAAGAGAAACCUGGGAAUAGAGAGUUAUAUAAGAAUUCAGAUCUGAAUCGUGCUUUCCAAAUAGAUUUCAAGGACCAUGCCAAUUAUGUGUCAUUUUUAGAGAAUCAAUUAAGCAAAGUUUCCAAUUCUUCUGAAAAUUACUACAAUUACUUAUCUGUUGUUCAAUCAUCAGGAUAUGAUAAAACAAGGUCCAUAUGUGAGCUUGCAAAAUCACACCCUUUAAUAUAUAUAUGUUUUCGUGAUAAAGGUUCAACUGGAUAUCCUCCAGCAACACCAAAGAGUGAUGUUAUGCUAAAAGAAAUUAAAGAAGCAACGGGUAUAGAAAGUGCAGAAGAAAUGGCAAAGAUAUGGCUUAAAUCAAUGAUAUUUGUGUUUUAUGAGAUGAGAUUGGAAGAGUCUUCAAAAUUAUUGACAAAUGCUGCAAGGAAAUAUGAUUGUAAUAUCCACAAACCAUUUAUUUACAUAGUAGCACAGGAUUGCUUAAGUGGCAUAGACCAGAUUCCACAUGAUGAAGAUAUCUCAGCACAUGAUAUUAUUCAGUUUGGUAGGCCUCUUUGGGUAUUUAAUUGGGUAGCUAGCAAACAUUCAGAUAAUCAAUUUAAAUUUCGUGAUGUAAUAAAUCUUGCAAAAGCCAAACUUCUUGGAAGUACCUCUAGCUGGGAUAGUG